AGAAGGUGUUUCUGUCUGACCCCGAGUUCCUUGAUGCCACGAGGCCGGAGUACCUGAGCCAUGAGGACAGAUAUGCUAACGAGCUGCGGAAGGCUUGUCACAAUGAUCAGGAAGAUUUAACGAGGAUGAAGAAAUACAGCAGCUAGUCGGGCAGAAUGGACGGAAUCAGAACACUGAUGGGAUCUGGCCUGGGCGUGGCACUGACAAAAGAUGGCAACCCUCUAGCCCUUCACUUCAUUAUGUUUAUGCCAUCCAUCAUGGGCCAGGGCACAGUGGAGCAGCAGGGGGAGUGGAUGGGACGAGCCUGGAGCGGAGAGAUCAUUGGAACUUAUGCGCAGACUGAGCUGGGUCAUGGAACCUUUCUGCGAGGCCUCGAGACCACCGCGACCUAUGACCCCAGCACUGAGGAGUUUGUGCUUCACUCACCCACCAUCACCUCUACCAAGUGGUGGCCGGGGGGACUUGGCAAGACAGCAAAUUACGCAGUGGUGAUGGCACAGCUGUACACGCGGGGGAGGUGCCACGGCCCCCACCCCUUCAUUGUGCAGCUGAGGGAUGAAGAAACACACCAAUCCCUGCCUGGAGUCACACUGGGAGAGAUAGGUCCUCGUUUAGGCAUGAAUACGAAUGAUAAUGGAUUUCUGUGUUUCUCCCAUCACCGCAUUCCUCGCACACACCUCCUCAUGAAGCACUCCCAGGUGUUGCAGGAUGGCACAUACGUUCGGCCGGCAAAUGACAAGCUGGCGUAUGGAACGAUGGUGUUUGUACGCGUAGCAAUCUGCUUUGACACGUACAGACAACUGCAGCGGGCCGUCACCAUCGCUACACGCUACUCAGCCAUCCGUAGACAGUCCGAGCUGGUGCCUGGGCAGCCGGAGCCACAGAUCUUGGAGUACCAGACACAGCAGUACAAGAUAUUACCACUUAUUGCCACAGUGUUCGGCAUCCAUUUCGCCGCUCAGAGUGUGUGGCAAACUUACAACGACGUGACUGGCAGCAUUCAUGACGGGAACCUUGACUUGCUGCCUGAGCUACAUACCCUCUCCUGUGGCCUCAAGGCUCUCAGCUCAUCAGACGCAGCAAAUGGUGUUGAAACUUGCCGGCUAUCUUGCGGCGGCCACGGGUACCUUGCCUCCUCCAACUUGCCUCGUAUCUACACCACCACCACCGCUGCCAUCACCUAUGAGGGAGAAAACACCGUGAUGUGGCUGCAGGUGGCUAGGUACCUCAUUAAGUCCUUUCGUGAGGCAAGACAGGGCCACAGGCUGCAUCAUUCUGUAUCCUACCUCACCCCAAGGCCUGCCUCCACCCACGCUUUGCAGACCAACCUCUCCAAUGCUGCACUGGUGGAGGCGUUCCGUGUGGCUGUAUCUCACCUGGUGGGGGAGGUGGCUGCACGGCUACAGGGGCAGUGUGACUCAGGGAUGGUGUUUGAGCAUGCCUGGAAUGCCUGCUCUGUACAGCUGGCCAGGUGUGCACAGGUGCACAUUCGUUACUUCACCUGUGAGGAGUUCCUGAGUGGGGUGGAGAAGGCGGAGGUGAGUGAGGCAACGCGUGGAGUGCUGAUGAGGCUGUGUCGGCUCUACCUGGUCUUCCACAUCAUCGGUAAUCAAGGGGACUUCCUCAGGAGUGGCGCCCUGACCCCCUCGGACAUGACGACACUAGAGGAGGAGCUGGCCACCCUCCUAGCCGCCCUCCGUCCUGAUGCUGUCUCUCUCGUGGACUCGUUUGACAUUCACGACCGCAUCCUGGACUCCACUCUGGGCUGCUGGGAUGGGAAUGUGUAUGAGAGGAUGUUUGAGGAGGCCAAGAAGAGUCCGCUGAACCAGAAGGAUGUACCAGACGCUUACUACAAAUACCUGCGACCUCUUAUGAAAGCCAGUCUCUAAAACCACCACCACCACCACCACCACCAAUGACCUAGACAGGCUGACAUUUAAAUUGCAUGGUUGUAUUAAUUAGGGACAAAAUUGUAAAGAGGGUAGUUAUAAUAAUAUAGUUAAUAAUCGCACAGCUACAAUUGCAGUGAAGUUGAAUAUUUGACAAGUCGAGCUUUUUUUUUUUAGUUUAUGCAGACCAGACAGACACUAAGACCCUGUAUAUUGUGUCUCUGUGUUCAUAAAGAGGGCUGGUCAUGCUGGUUAGUUUAAUGGCCACACAACGGUUGACAGGUGGCUGAUGUGAGGGAAGAAAACGAGGAGAGCAAGAAAUUUACUGGUAUCUUAGCUUCCUCCUCUGUGUUUGUGUAUUAAUAAGGAAUGAAUGGAAGGUAGAGUGUGUGAGAGAAAUUGAGAGGAGGAGAAGAGGGCUGGAGCUUGGAAGAACAGUAAUAAAUGGAAGAUAGAGAGUGUGAGAGAAAAGGAAGAGGAGCAGGAGAGGACUGAAGCUUGUAAGGACAGGAAUAAUGAAAGAUAAAGUGUAAGAAAGUGUGUGAGAGAAAGGGAGAGAAGUUUAAUAGUUGCACAAAGGCCAUCAGAUAGGGAAAGUUAAUGGCUGAUGAAAUACUGGUGAGAAAAAAAAUAAAAAAAUAAGGAAAACUGAUGAACUGGUAGAGAAAAUAAAGGAAAGGAUUAUGAAUUAUUAGCAAGAGCAUAACCACUAAUGACACAAAUAUUCUGGCUGUAAAUAUCUACUUAUACCCCAAAGUGGGCAAUGUAUCAAGGCACAAACUGAGAGCAGACACAGUGAACAGUAUUUAACCAAGUCUCAGUUUGCACAGAUCACCGCUAACCACAAAUUGAACUACAGGCAGCGAUGAGAGGCAGCCUAUCUGUGCUCAUCACUUUUCUUUAUAUUUUUUAGUUAAUGAAUGAAGUGUGAAUGGGGUGAGGGGCCAUGCUGCCUUGUGAAUGGUGCUAGUGUUGUGAUAAUGUUUGUGUAGGAAGUCUGUAGAAGAGUGGUAUUGUUGCCACUGUCAGAGUAUUACAGGCAGAUGUGCAGGUGCCCUAAGUUGUGGAGUCUUUUAAGUUAACUGGAAUAUAGGCAAGAAUACAAGGGUUGGUGCGGGAAGACAUCAGCCCUACACGUGGCAGGCCCUUUCUAAAAACACCUAUCUAUUUCCACCUAUCGUCCCUGUGUUUAUAAAAAGAUUAAUAUAUGGACUUUAAUAUCUCACCAAAUAGAUGAACAAAAAUGGGGAUGUGAUAGGAAGAGAUAGAUGAAUGACAGUUGUUUAAUAUUCAAAUGUUCCGUGCAAUACAACCACAACUUAGGGUAAUUGUGUGUGUUAUUUAUGCAUGAGAGGUGAAAUAUAAGGUGGGUUAGACUAAGUAUUGUGGAUUAUAUAAAUAAGUAUUAGUAAAAAGUAAAUAUUGUACAGUAUAUAUGCAUGAGAGGUGGAAUAUUGAUAAGAGUUGUAGACUAGAGGGUGUUGUGGGUUAUAUAAUUGUUGGAGCAGUGAAUUAUGGGUAGUUAUUGUGGGUGGAAUGUAUAGAGAAUGAGUGGUAUAUGUUAUCUCUAAUGCCAAGCUGGUGGUUCCCUCAGCCACACACUGAAUAAACACACGCACACUGAAUAAACAUGAUGCCAGAUUAUAUUACGGGAAAUAAAUACUUUAUAUAAAUUUA
This is a messenger RNA of Scylla paramamosain (green mud crab), 3566 nucleotides long. RefSeq names its product probable peroxisomal acyl-coenzyme A oxidase 1 (gene ACOX1). Gene Ontology annotation, cellular component: peroxisome. NCBI's taxonomy places the organism in Eukaryota, Metazoa, Arthropoda, Malacostraca, Decapoda, Portunidae. Bases 156 to 1889 code for a protein of 577 amino acids. The record is from RefSeq and is a predicted model, not a curated record. Gene Ontology annotation, molecular function: fatty acid binding; FAD binding; acyl-CoA oxidase activity. Gene Ontology annotation, biological process: fatty acid beta-oxidation using acyl-CoA oxidase; lipid homeostasis. The transcript is spliced from 13 exons.